Molecule: messenger RNA, 1281 nt
Organism: Scylla paramamosain (green mud crab)
Lineage: Eukaryota; Metazoa; Arthropoda; Malacostraca; Decapoda; Portunidae
Product: low choriolytic enzyme-like
Exons: 1
Coding region: 389-1225 (278 amino acids)
Biological process (GO): proteolysis
Molecular function (GO): zinc ion binding; metalloendopeptidase activity
Source: RefSeq, a predicted model, not a curated record
CAUGAUACUUUGUUGAGUGGUGGCGACCAGCUGCCUCCGUAGCUUUGCGGCUGUGGCGCCUCUCCCACCCCACGUGAGAAGGGAUUUAGGGGAGGCUGCUGAGGACGGUUGGGGGAAGUCGGGGAAGUGAGGUGUGUUCACAAAGUCCGUGGCGGCAAGUUACAGGUCAUGGUUUAGUGUUAUUAAUGAUGUUUUCUCCCAGUGUUAUGGCCGCUUGAAUACACAUACACAGGAGCAGUCAUCGCGUAAACCUGCAAAUGCAUACCAUAAAGUCUCGGGGAGGGGAUUAAGGGAAUAAAAAGCCACGUGCUGAAAAUUAUACCUUUCACAAGAAACAUAUCUAUUUUUUUUGACACGAAUUUAUUUUAAUCUUCAGUCUAUUAAUGUUAUGCCUUUGUUGUUUGCUUGUAUGGUGCUGGCGUGGUGUGCGGGGACGAGCGUCAGAUGCCAGACGCAGGAGAUCGAUGUGAGGCAGGAGGAUCGGCUCCGCUGGCCUGGCGGCGUCGUACACUACAGCAUCAGUGGAAACUUUACUCUUAAGCAGGAUGAGUGGAUCCGCGGGGCCAUGAAUAUGAUUGAGCAGCAAACGUGCAUCAUAUUCGAGGAGCGCCCCCGCACCAGCGACUAUCAGCCUCCGAAAACUUUGUACAUAAUGACUGGAUGCGGGUGCACCUGCAAGGUGGGCUACCAUCGCUACGGAUCCGUGCUGAGGCUUCACCAGCAAUGCUUCAAGAGGAUUGGCCACGUGGUGCACGAACUCCUUCACGCUCUCGGCGUCAGGCAUGAGCACCAGCGGUUUGACAGAAACUAUUACAUCCACAUUAACCAGACGGCCAUCAGGACGCCCUACAUCAGAAAUUUCUUCAGACGCAGGAGGCGCGUGAGCUAUGUUUGCAACGCAGGUCUUCCUUACGACUACGGCAGCAUCAUGCACUAUCCCAUGAUUGGGUUUUCUAAAAGCAGAACUCAGCCCAUUAUCUUUCCGAUCGUGCCCUGCGCGCGGGUCGGGCAGCGCAAGAGGAUGUCUCCUUCAGACGUGGCCCGCGUCAACCGCCUGUACGCCUGCUCAGACCGGUAUCUAGGCGACGACAUCCCGGGCGCCGUGCCCUACAUGGAGUGGCAGCGACACGUGCAGAAGCUGAGGCGCCUCGAGACUCACAGUAAGUGUCGGCCGCCCUGCCGACUCGUUUCUUCCCUUCACCACAGCACUCCACAAUACUCGUAGCUGCUGCAGUAAGUACGUAUUUUCAUUUUUACGAUAACCAAGAAUAUUAAACUAAA